This is a messenger RNA of Entrophospora sp. SA101, 585 nucleotides long. The record is from the annotation of a GenBank genome assembly. Lineage: Eukaryota; Fungi; Glomeromycota; Glomeromycetes; Entrophosporales; Entrophosporaceae.
AUGCCACCCAUAAAACAUUCUCUCACUGGAUAUAUCACAGUAUUAAAUGAAAAAGCCAAUAAAUCUAAUCAUUAUGCACUUUGUUGUUUUUGUAAAACAAAAUUAACAAAUACUAAAAAAUUGGAAAAAUAUACUGAACAUAAACAAGAGAAAAUUCUUUUUCCUGGAAAUGAAAAUAAUCAAUAUGAUGGUAGUCCUGAAUUUGAUUCUUCAUCUUCAAUAUGCACUAAUGAAUCUUCAAUUUUAUCAAGUUCAUCAUCAACCUUGUCUGUAGAAAAAUCAGGUAAUAAAAAAAGAAAAAUAAGUAAUUAUUUUGCUCACUCUAUUCCUCUUUCUAAACAAGAUAAAGAACAUUGGGAGAAGCUUGUAUUGAAUUCUACCAUAGGUAAUGGUUGGUCAUUCAGAUGGGUUGACAAAAAAUCAAGUCAAAUAUUAUUUAAUUUUGCAAAUCCAGGAUUGAAAUUACCAAGCCAUAAAGUAUUAGCUGGUCAUAUUUUAACUAGUAAUUCUGAUAAAAUCAGGAAUAGUUUAAUUGAUAUUGCAAAGAAGGAUUUUUUUGGUGUUACAAUAGGCUUUGAUGGGUGA